AUGUCCCACCCCCCGCACCCAACCCCCUACCACACCCCCACCCACACCCCCUCCACGCCCCCCACCUGGUCCCCCACCCUCCCCACCCUCACCGCCCUCACAACGCACACCCACCCCGCCACGCUCCUCCCCACAACACACCCCACAACCCUGCACGCCCUAACCCUCUCGGCCGCCGCAACCCUGCGCUCUGCCGCGACGCAGUCGGAGCUGCACCAGGCCGCGGCUAUCGCGGUGGCACUGGAGGAGGUCGUCGCUGUACACCGUGUGGUGAGGGGGUGGAUGGCGGCCAGGGGGGCGGAUGCUGAUGCGGUGUUUGCAGGCGGCGAUGAGGCAGCGUGUGUAGUGUGUCUGACGGCCCUGGCAGACGUGCUGAUGUUGCCGUGUCAGCAUCUUGUUCUCUGCAGCGCGUGCUGCACGAAGAUGGAAGAAGUCGGCCUUGGACGGCGGCGGACGUGGUCUGAGAGCCGGAGGAGGGCGAGCGUGGGGGGUGGGGAGGAGGCGAGAGACGCGGCGUGUCCGGUUUGUAGGGGGAGGGUGACGGAGAAGGUUACGGUGAAGAGGUGCUAG
This is a messenger RNA of Morchella importuna, 570 nucleotides long. RefSeq lists its product as uncharacterized. The transcript has 4 exons. Gene Ontology annotation, molecular function: ubiquitin protein ligase activity. The record is from RefSeq and is a predicted model, not a curated record. Bases 1 to 570 code for a protein of 189 amino acids. NCBI's taxonomy places the organism in Eukaryota, Fungi, Ascomycota, Pezizomycetes, Pezizales, Morchellaceae. Gene Ontology annotation, biological process: protein ubiquitination.